This is a messenger RNA of Zea mays, 745 nucleotides long. RefSeq lists its product as uncharacterized. The transcript is spliced from 4 exons. The coding region runs from base 161 to 745 and encodes 194 amino acids. The record is from RefSeq and is a predicted model, not a curated record. NCBI's taxonomy places the organism in Eukaryota, Viridiplantae, Streptophyta, Magnoliopsida, Poales, Poaceae.
UAUAGAUUAUGUUAUAACAUCUGCAGCAAAAAAGUGGAGAGAGUUUAAGGCUGACCUAAAGAACAAAUAUUUUGAUGAAACAUUGAGUUUUGAAGAGCUUAUUGCUAAAAGGGAUGAAAGGGUGAAAGAAUCUGAUUGGGAGUGGUUGAUAACUUAUUGGAUGUCUCCAGAAGCCGAGGUUCGUACAAACAGAGGUAAAGAUAACCGUUCAAAGCUGACUAUGUCGCAUGCAGCUGGCAGCAAGAGUUAUGCUCGUGUGGGGCAUGAACUGGCCGAGCAACAAGGACGCCCUGCGAGAAGAGAUGAAAUAUAUGUUAGAACACACACGCGUAAGAACAAAGAAGGGGAUAUUGUGCCUCUACCUGGAGCAGAAAUAUUCAUUAAUAAAUUUGAAGAAGCUGUUGCUGAGAACCCAGAACUGAAGGACAGAAGUAUUGAAGAUGGUGAUUUAUAUGCACAUGUUUUUGGAGAGAAAGAACCAAGAGGUCGUAUUCGUGGUUUAGGCUUAGGACCAACUCCACAAGAUGUAGGCACCCCUGGAACUCAAAUGAAAAUAUCAACAAAGCUUCAAAUGGCAUUGCAAGCUCGCAGUCAGUCUGAGCAAGAGGUUAGAGCCUUAAGACAGGAUAUGAAUCAAAUGAAAGAAAAAAUGGAUCAAAUUUAUCAAAUGAUGGUAGCAGCUCAAGGGGUGCAACAUAUAGAAAGCCCAUCACAACAUGGGCCUAAUUCUCGACAGGUGAUAUAA